UUUAGGAUUUACAGUCAGCUGUUUUGACGUAACUCUCGCUCGGCAUAUUACUGUCUAUUAAACAAAACCGAUUUUAAAUAAGAGUAUUUUAAAAAUGGUGCGUUUAAAUAUAGUCCAGCUGACAAAACGUGUGCCUCUCAUCCAAUUUCGGAAGGGAGGUUCAGCUUUGACCAACAAACCAGCGGCAAGUCAACAGGCAAGUUCAAAGGAUUCCGGAGCCAAAAAGACUUCUGGAGGACCAGCAAUUGAGGAUUGGGAAUUGCCUGCGCGCUUCGCCCGCAAGCCGAUCGAUCCCUUGGAGGCAGAGUAUAUCAACAAUGGCGGAAUACCCAAUUGAAAUGGUUCUCGAAGCACUGCUUAAAAUAAAUUGUAAUAGUAAAGCCUUGUAAACACAUCGUAAUGUAUUGCUUGUAU
This is a messenger RNA of Drosophila arizonae, 414 nucleotides long. RefSeq lists its product as uncharacterized. NCBI's taxonomy places the organism in Eukaryota, Metazoa, Arthropoda, Insecta, Diptera, Drosophilidae. The record is from RefSeq and is a predicted model, not a curated record. Gene Ontology annotation, biological process: 2-oxoglutarate metabolic process.